AUGGCCGUGUUCUUUAACUCCAGUGAGUCUGAAGUCAGCUUUGAAGUCGGUGUAUAUGAAGAAAUCCCCAAACCUGAAAGCAAGGACACCACUGCUGACAAGGCUUCAAAGCCAAAAUUAAGCUAUUUCAGAGUGGUUCUGGUGAGCUUCGGGCUGCUGUGUGUUCUUCAAGCAAUUCUCAACAUCGCUCUGAGACUUACUAUGAGUCAGUCCACUGAGACGGGCGCGACAGAGGGGGAGAGCUGCCCGCAGGACUGGCUGAUGUUUGAGUCCAGUUGUUACUACAUUUCCCCGCAGAGGAAGAACUGGAACGACAGCCGGCGUUACUGUUUACAGAAUGAUGCUGAUCUGGUCAUCAUCAACAGCACACAGGAACAGGCUUUUCUCACUGGGUUCGCCAUGGCAGUGUGGAUUGGGAUGACUGACCGGGCCAAGGAAGGAACUUGGAUCUGGGUGAAUGGAAAACCAGUGGACAGAAAUGGGUAUCCGUGGGAACGUGGCAGCCAGCCAGAUUCAGACCUGGGCCUAAUGCCCCCAUAG
Molecule: messenger RNA, 540 nt
Organism: Scomber scombrus (Atlantic mackerel)
Lineage: Eukaryota; Metazoa; Chordata; Actinopteri; Scombriformes; Scombridae
Product: C-type lectin domain family 17, member A-like
Exons: 5
Coding region: 1-540 (179 amino acids)
Source: RefSeq, a predicted model, not a curated record